GAGUCCCAUAAGUCAGUUAACCUGCCAUCGUCGUGCUGUAACCCGUGACUAUCUCAGUAGUCUACAAGAAGGUGACCUCCGUGACGGUUGAGAAGUGGGAGUGCUGUGGUUGUGAGUUGCUGUUACCCGAAGAUGUCUGACCCAAUUAAAGUGUUGGUGACCGGCGCCGCUGGGCAGAUUGCCUAUUCUCUCCUUUACAGCAUUGCAAAGGGAGAUGUCUUCGGCAAAGAACAGCCCAUCAUCCUUGUCCUGUUGGACAUUACACCCAUGAUGCCAGUUCUGGAUGGUGUUGUUAUGGAAUUGCAGGACUGUGCCCUCCCACUUCUGAGAGAGGUCAUUCCCACCGACAAAGAGGAGGUCGGUUUCAAGGACCUUGACGUUGCCAUCUUGGUGGGCUCUAUGCCCAGACGGGAUGGCAUGGAGAGGAAGGAUCUACUGAAGGCCAACGUUGCCAUCUUCAAGGCCCAGGGAUCAGCCCUGGACAAGUAUGCAAAGAAAACUGUCAAGGUCCUUGUCGUCGGCAACCCAGCUAACACCAACUGCCUGAUUGCUGCCAAGUCCGCCCCAUCCAUCCCCAAGGAAAACUUCUCCUGCCUGACCCGUCUGGACCAUAACAGGGCCCGCUCUCAGGUGGCAAUGCGCUGUGGCAUUCCAGCAGACAGUGUGAAGAAUGUGAUCAUCUGGGGCAACCACUCCUCUACCCAAUACCCUGAUGUACACCACUGCAAGGUUAACAUUAAGGGCAAAGAUGAGGCAGCCUUUGAUGUAGUGGCGGAUGAUGCCUGGCUAAAGGGAGACUUCAUCUCUACAGUCCAGCAGCGUGGAGCUGCGGUGAUCAAGGCCAGGAAGCUGUCCAGCGCCAUGUCUGCUGCUAAGGCCAUCUGCGACCACAUGAGGGACAUCUGGAUCGGCACUGCUGAUGGUGAGUUUAUUUCAAUGGGUGUCUACUCCUCUGGCAACUCUUAUGGUGUUCCUGAUGACCUAAUCUACUCAUUCCCUGUUACUAUCAAGAAUAAGAGCUGGAAGAUUGUUGAUGCACUGCCAAUCAACGAGUUCUCCCGCGCCAAGAUGGACGCCACUGCAGCUGAACUGGUAGAGGAGAGGGACACAGCAGUCGCCUUCUUGUCCGCUUGACUAGAGCCCCAACUACCGACACCACAGCACUUAGGCAGCCAGAAACCUCCAGACCCUCGUCUGUGAAGCACUCCUAACAGUUCUGUAUGCAAUACAGUGUAUGUGCGCGCGAAUGUAUGUGUUUGUGAGUCAUUUGUGAACUAAUAUACAUUGACAUUUCAUCUGUUACACAAAUGGAACAGGUCCAUAUUCAAAACCUGGGAGGAAUGUUUCUUUAGCUGAGAAUGAUGCACUAGAUGUACAGUCACUGUAACGGUUCAUUACUGAGUCCAACCAUUAAAAAAACAAAGUCCAA
This is a messenger RNA of Alosa alosa (allis shad), 1429 nucleotides long. It is a transcript of the gene mdh1ab, whose product is annotated as malate dehydrogenase 1Ab, NAD (soluble). Gene Ontology annotation, cellular component: mitochondrion; cytosol. The record is from RefSeq and is a predicted model, not a curated record. Gene Ontology annotation, biological process: oxaloacetate metabolic process; tricarboxylic acid cycle; malate metabolic process. Gene Ontology annotation, molecular function: L-malate dehydrogenase (NAD+) activity. The transcript is spliced from 9 exons. NCBI's taxonomy places the organism in Eukaryota, Metazoa, Chordata, Actinopteri, Clupeiformes, Clupeidae. The coding region runs from base 133 to 1134 and encodes 333 amino acids.